Messenger RNA from Zasmidium cellare ATCC 36951, 972 nucleotides. RefSeq lists its product as uncharacterized. Lineage: Eukaryota; Fungi; Ascomycota; Dothideomycetes; Mycosphaerellales; Mycosphaerellaceae. Bases 1 to 972 code for a protein of 323 amino acids. The transcript has 2 exons. The record is from RefSeq and is a predicted model, not a curated record.
AUGUCGUCGGGAACACUUUGGGAUGUGUUGGAUAGUGGCCAGGCAGACGCCGACCAGCCAGCUGGCAAUAGCCAGGCACCGCAGCCAUGGAGAAGCAGAAGAGUGGCCGCGAUGCAACAAGCUGAAGAAGACAAGGAGAACGCACCUCCUGUCGGCAAUGAAUCCGCAAACGAAUCCAUCUCCUAUAGCCGUAUCCCUCUCGCGGAUAUCACAACCCAAACCAACGCUCUCAACUUCCGUCAGCCUUGCCAUGGUCCUGCUGUCAACAACAGAGCACAACCCAUCUCCUUCGCAUCUGCCCCCGACCCCUCAGGCCCAUCAUCGCAAUCCAAAGAUGACGAAGAUGGCUUCACUCAAGACGCCAAGAGUCCGCCUUUCCCGAUUCCAAUAACGAUUGGCGAGUACCACAUCCCAACGCAGCACCCACUCACGUCACACGCCAUCAACCCACCUUUCCGUCCGGUCCACGCAACGAAGGACCACGGUGUCUUGCAUUCUGACCAACGUCAUGGAAUAACCGUCCGCCAUCUAGACAUGCGUCCAUCAACAGACCCAAACGCAAAGCUGGGCGAUCCAGGAGUCGUGAUGGGGCCAGAUGGAAAGCUGUGGAUGAUGAAGAGUCGCAAUUGGGGUAUCCUUACGCAACAUGGAGAGACCGUGACUGAAGCUCCCAUCUACACGCACAACAACAACGGCUUGGCGGAUAAGCCUGUUGAGCUCUGGGGCGAGUAUCUGUCCAUCAAGCCCUUGCGUGUCGCAGAGGUGGAUUUCGUGAACCAGAGUCCGUCCAACCCAUUGCUCAAGAUCGGGAAUGAGUUCACGCGUGAAUUGACUCGCAAUACCAUGGUGUUGAAGUACACUGACUUGCAGACGCGGCGACCGGCGUGCGAUGAGUUGUUGAAGGUGGCUGAGUUCGAUGCGGAGAGCACCGAGAUUGUGAAGGCGUAUGCGAAGAAGGCAUUUGCGGGAUAG